Morchella sextelata is the source of this 309-nucleotide messenger RNA. RefSeq lists its product as uncharacterized. Lineage: Eukaryota; Fungi; Ascomycota; Pezizomycetes; Pezizales; Morchellaceae. Gene Ontology annotation, biological process: microtubule-based movement. The coding region runs from base 1 to 309 and encodes 102 amino acids. The record is from RefSeq and is a predicted model, not a curated record. Gene Ontology annotation, cellular component: cytoplasmic dynein complex; cytoplasm. Gene Ontology annotation, molecular function: dynein intermediate chain binding. The transcript has 3 exons.
AUGUCUUCUCUGGGUCCCUCGCUUACUGAGGACGAACUGACGUCUCUCCUGGCUCGCAUAUCUCAAAAGCAGUCUGUGCAGUCACUCAUUAUUCUUGAUCGGUCUUCAGGCUCCAUCAUCCGCUCUUCCGGUUCGAUUGCCGCCAACAGGAAUUCGGAAUCUCUCGUCGGAGAGUAUGCGGGGAUGGUUUGGAAGUUUGUUAAGAGCGCCGAGGAAAUGGUCGGUGGUAUGGAUGAUGAGGACGACUUGAAACUUUUGAGAGUCAGAACGAAGAGGCACGAGUUAGUUAUCAUCCACGCUUUAUCUUAA